Armigeres subalbatus is the source of this 864-nucleotide messenger RNA. Its product is annotated as odorant receptor 67c-like. Gene Ontology annotation, biological process: sensory perception of smell; detection of chemical stimulus involved in sensory perception of smell. The record is from RefSeq and is a predicted model, not a curated record. Bases 23 to 814 code for a protein of 263 amino acids. Gene Ontology annotation, molecular function: olfactory receptor activity; odorant binding. Gene Ontology annotation, cellular component: plasma membrane. Lineage: Eukaryota; Metazoa; Arthropoda; Insecta; Diptera; Culicidae. The transcript has 6 exons.
UUUGCCAAAGUUUUACAUCCCCAUGGUUUUCUUUCAAGCAGUAAGCUACGGAUGGCUACCCGCGACCCUUACCAUCGUAAGGUACGCAUUCGGCGGAAAGGAAUCCGUUGAACUACCAUCUACUGUACUAGAGGCGGAUUUCAUAGUUUUUGAUCACAAGGCCAACUUCUGGAUUUGGCUGCCGACGAUGAUCAUAUCGAUUGUCGUUCAGUACGUUAUGCUAACGUAUAUGUCGGUGAGUGAGUGUCUCCACUGGAAUCUGCUGCAUCACGUGUCAUGUUUGUUCAAAAUAGUUCGCCAGGAAAUUAGUCGUCUGAACGAUUACAAGUCUCCCGAAGUAUUCAAGGAGCAGCUUGGAGCAAUUGUUGAAGUGCAUGAGGUAUGCUUCAGAAGUGCUCGUAGACUGGAAAGUGUGUUAAGCCCGGUGAUGGCCCUACUGUAUUGCUCAUGCAUAUUUCAAAUCUGCUAUGUCAUGUUCGUUGUUAGUAUGGUUGAUGAUUUGGUUCUAAUUGCGUCGAUGGCGUUUGUCCUGCAGUAUACGGUAUUUUUAAUUUUCUCAUUUUCAAUGUUAGGAACGGAGCUUGUUGAAGCCAGUGCAUCGGUUUCCGAUGCAAUUUACAACACCAAAUGGUAUGGACGGGCAGCUGCCGAUAGUCGUUUGUUGCUGCUAAUGUUGAUGAGAUCCAACCGGGUGGUGGCCAUUACUGCGGCUAAGUUUUUCUACCUCAACAGAUCGACAUUCGGUGUAACAUUGAAGACGGCGUUUUCCUACUUUACUCUAAUGCGGCGGGUCUUUGGCGCAAAUGAGGAUUGAAUUUUCGAAUAUGAGACAGAGAGUCAUUAUACCUAUAUUGUUACUGAAAU